Thyridium curvatum is the source of this 3744-nucleotide messenger RNA. RefSeq lists its product as uncharacterized. Lineage: Eukaryota; Fungi; Ascomycota; Sordariomycetes; Thyridiales; Thyridiaceae. The record is from RefSeq and is a predicted model, not a curated record. Gene Ontology annotation, cellular component: plasma membrane. Gene Ontology annotation, biological process: positive regulation of GTPase activity; Ras protein signal transduction. Bases 1 to 3744 code for a protein of 1247 amino acids. The transcript has 4 exons. Gene Ontology annotation, molecular function: guanyl-nucleotide exchange factor activity; protein binding.
AUGCUGAUGACACAGGCUGCCGCACUGCCUCCAGCACAUGGUCAACGAUCGACAGCCUUCAACACUCUGCGCACCACCAACCUCGCCGCUGCAGCGCCGAGCCAAAUCGGAAGGGAGGCACAGGUACGGACUGGCUUGAAGAGGUCAGGCACUUUCGGAGACGACGGCGACGGCUACGGCUACGGCAGCUCGUCGAACCACGCCGACGGGCAUUAUACUUCCUCCACAAUGAACGGCAUCAUGGGCACCGUCCCCUCGGGCGCCACGUACGUGCGGGCGAUGUACGACUACGAGGCGGACGACAGGACGAGCUUGAGCUUCCACGAGGGCGACGUCAUACAGGUCAUCACCCAGCUCGAGAGCGGUUGGUGGGACGGCGUCAUCAACGGCGUCCGCGGCUGGUUCCCGAGCAACUACUGCCAGGUCAUCACCAACCCCAGCGAGAUCCUCGACGCGGAGCAGAAUGCCGUCCCUCUCGGAGAGACCCUGGACGAGGAGCCCGAUGACGAGGUCUACGACGAGAGCUUCGACGACGACGAGGACGACACCGACGAGAUCAACGCUCUCCCUAUGGAGGGGACCGAGACCGGUGCCAAGUCCGGCGCCGACUUUUGGAUCCCCCAGGCGACCCCAGACGGCCGGCUCUUCUAUUAUAACACAAUGACGGGCGAGAGCAGCAUGGAGUUGCCCCUGGAAUCCCCCACCUCUGUGAACGAGAGCGGCCCGCGCGACCGGAUGAAUGUCAACAUCCCCGAACGGACACGCCCGCCGCCAGAGAUGAUGGCCAGGGGGUUCACUCAAGACGAAGACGAAGAUUCGGAAGCGAACUCGGCCUCGGAGCUGGAGGGCGAGUCUAUCAUGCUCGCAUCAAGAGGAUCCAUGGUAAUGCCAAACUCUCUUCCCCCUCCAUUGGCAGAUCACCGUUGGCUAACCAGGAUAUCGACCAUACAGCCUCGUCGGAACCCCACCGACAUUGGUCUCUCACCAGCGCCCUCCAUGGACUCUAUCAACGGCCAGGCUACGAGGCCUAGGAACGACACCUUUAGCAAUCCCAACAUGGUCCACGGUACUGGGAUCGCCUCGGCGACUUCCUUCACGUCUACCGGCUUUAAUCUUCCUACGGCCGCCACCAUACCCCGCUCCUUCUUCGACGAUGGGUCGACACCACCGCUCACAUGGGCCCGCCUCGUUGCCAACAUGAAGAAGUCUAUUGAACGCUACCGCGAGGCCAUUAACAACAACCUGCGGUCCGAGUAUGUGGCGCGUGCUGAGGACAUCUCGGACCACCUACGCUUGCUUCUCGCAGCCGGAUCUGGCACGACGGACAACCACUCCGGGCAGCCCUCCAUCAUCUCCACGAACAAGGCGCUGUAUCCCCACUUCCGGGACAUGAUGUCCAAGUUCUCCAAGCUGGUCAUCUCAUCGCACAUCGCAGCUGCGGACUGGCCGAACGCGGAAUCGGUACAAAAGUGCUUACAGGAGGCCGACGGUGUCCUCUUGGGGGUGUACAGCUACGUCGAGAUAGCAAGGCAGCAGCGAGGGGAGGAGAUCCCCAGGCUGUUCCCGGGCUUCGUCAUUGGCAGCACGGCGGGCGGCAGCUGGCAGAAUAACGGUCUGGGCCCGAGAGACCCCAUCGCCUCAAACUUCCUCGAGGACGAGGAGGGCUACCAAGAGCCGACGGCAAUGCUAGAUGGCAAAUUGCUCGAGCGACUCGACGAGCAGAAGCGCAUGUUGGUCUCGAGCAUCAGGGAGCUGGAGAAGAACCUGGCUGUUUCCGACAAGAUCAUCACGCCGUUCAAGCACGAGCUUAUCGGCAACAACGUCUGCUCUGCAGGCGGCAAGGUGCUGGAGAUGUUCAAGCCCUGGAUCGCCAUGAUCGAGUCGGUUGACUUGUCGACCCUCGGCAACAGCUUCCAAACCCCCCAGCUUGCCGAUUUCAGCGUCAACAAACAGAGCCUCUACGACAACAUCUCUGACCUGUUGCUAGGCUGCCAGGCCGUGGCUGGUCCGCUCGCAGACGAGUGGUCAGAGGUCCGCGGCGAGGCGCUUGAGAACAGGCUGGAAUACGUGCGCUCAUGCGCGCGAGCGUUGGAGAUGAACUCGUCGCACAUUGGCUUCUCGCUCCAGCUCUUGUCGGAGCAGGUACAGAUCAACACGCAACAGCAGACCGAACAGCGCAUGCGGGAAGAGCAGUUCCAGCGCGAGCAGUUGCGGAGGGGAGAGACGAUGCCAUACGCCCCGAGCCACCAGAGGUCAGAAUCGCGCGGCCUCAUGCGCCCGCCCCUUAUGCAGUCGCAGUCCUUCACGGAAGGUGAACCCACGACCCAGACGUACCGAAAGGGUGGGGACUACUCCAAACUUAAGAAGUUGCUCGGAGAGGACCCCAACCCCCAGGCUAUGGUCGAGGACAUCCCUGACUACCUGCGACUCGACUUCGAGCACGAGAUCUCGUGGGACACCAAGACGUCGCCGCCCACUGUCAAGGGUGGCUCGUUGUAUGCCCUUGUGGAGCAGCUGACACGCCACGACAAGCUCGAUUCAAGCUUCAACAAUACUUUCCUCCUCACCUAUCGAUCCUUCACCUCGGCGAGAGAGCUCUUCGAGCUGCUCGUCAAGAGGUUUGCGGUCCAGCCCCCCGAGGGCCUGAACCAGGCCGAGUACGAGCAGUGGCGGGACAAGAAGCAGAAGCUGAUCCGCUUCCGUGUGGUCAAUAUCUUGAAGAACUGGUUUGACAACUUUUGGAUGGAGGACACGAGCCUUGAGGAGACGAGGCAACUUAUCCGCGACGUAUAUGCCUUCGCCAGGGAGACUGUCAAGUCUACCGAGACUCCCGGACACGCCCAGCUCAUGGCGGUCCUGGACCAGCGCCUGAACGGCAAGGACACGGGCGCGAGGCGUCUCAUCCAGACCCAGAACCAGAACACGCCGGCCCCCAUCAUGCCCAAGAACAUGAAGAAGCUCAAGUUCCUGGACAUUGACGUCACCGAGUUUGCGCGACAGCUGACCAUCAUCGAGUCGAAGCUGUACAGCAAGAUCAAGCCGACCGAGUGCCUGGGCAAGACGUGGCAGAAGAAGCCCGGCGAAGGGCAGCCCGAGCCGGCGCCCAACAUCAAGGCGCUCAUCCUGCACUCGAACCAGAUGACCAACUGGGUUGCCGAGAUGAUUCUCGCCCAGUCGGACGUCAAGAAGAGGGUGGUUGUCAUCAAGCACUUUGUAGCUGUCGGAGAUAAAUGCCGGAGCCUGAACAACUUCUCGACGAUAACAUCGAUCAUCUCGGCGUUCAGCACCGCGCCCAUUGCCCGUCUCAAGCGGACAUGGGACAUGGUCCCGGCCAAGACACAGGCCACCCUGGAAACGAUGAGAAAGCUAAUGGGUAACACCAAGAACUUUGGUGACUACAGAGAAGCACUGCACGCCGCGAACCCCCCGUGCAUUCCAUUCUUUGGCGUGUACUUGACCGACCUCACCUUCAUCGAAGACGGCAUCCCGUCCAUCAUCAAGAAGACCAACAUGAUCAACUUUGCCAAGCGCGCAAAGACGGCCGAGGUCAUCCGCGACGUCCAGCAGUACCAGAACGUGGCGUACGCCCUGCAGCCCGUCUCGGAGCUCCAGGACUACAUCGUCAGCAACAUGCAGGCCGCGGGCGACGUCCACGAGAUGUACGACAAGUCGCUGCAGGUGGAGCCGCGGGAGCGCGAGGACGAGAAGAUUGUCAGAGUGCUGGCCGAGUCGGGCUUCUUGUAA